Syzygium oleosum is the source of this 1388-nucleotide messenger RNA. Its product is annotated as transcription factor JUNGBRUNNEN 1-like. The transcript is spliced from 3 exons. Gene Ontology annotation, molecular function: DNA binding. Gene Ontology annotation, biological process: regulation of DNA-templated transcription. The record is from RefSeq and is a predicted model, not a curated record. Lineage: Eukaryota; Viridiplantae; Streptophyta; Magnoliopsida; Myrtales; Myrtaceae. The coding region runs from base 184 to 1122 and encodes 312 amino acids.
AAAACCAAACCACGGGAUCGAUCUCUCUCUCAUAUGCAAACAUCUGAUCCCCCACACACACUAUAAGAAGCUUCUGCUUCGAGACCUGAAUGUUGAGUUAGGACACUCCGAAGAGACAACAAAGAUUAUUAGCGAAAGAAAUAAGAGAGAGAGAGAGAGAGAGAGAGAGAGAGGGCGAGAGAUAUGGAGGUUAUGCAGAAAAAGAGCAUAAGUGAGUGUAGUGGAGAGAGGACUAAGGAGGAUGAAGAUGGAGGCGGGACGGCUCUUCCGGGGUUCCGGUUUCACCCGACGGACGAAGAGCUCGUCGCGUUUUACCUCAAGAGGAAAGUGGAGAAGAAGCCUCUCAGCAUCGAGCUCAUCAAGCACGUCGAUAUCUACAAGUACGACCCUUGGGAUCUUCCAAAAGUAAGCACCGUUGGGGAGAAAGAAUGGUACUUCUUCUGCAUGAGAGGGAGAAAGUACAGGAACAGCAUAAGGCCCAACCGAGUCACGGGGUCCGGGUUUUGGAAAGCGACCGGCAUCGACAAGCCGAUACACGCGGCCAAAGAGCCCCACGACUGCAUCGGCCUCAAGAAGUCCUUGGUCUACUACAUCGGAAGUGCCGGGAAAGGCACGAAGACCGACUGGAUGAUGCACGAGUUCCGGCUCCCACUGUCGGGGAAAGCCGCCCAUGAUAGUCUCUCCUCCGCCAAGAACAUUGCUCAAGAAGCCGAGGUCUGGACACUAUGCAGGAUUUUCAAGAGAAUCCCAUCACACAGAAAGUACACGCCGAACUUGCAAGAGCACAACACCACCCUCAAGCAGAACCCAACUGACUCAAGCUCUAAAACAAACAGCUUCGAAUCUGAAUCUGCUGAGCAGUGCGUGAGCUUCGGGGAUUCGGCUGUCGUCACCCACAAUGAGACGAAGCCGGUCAUCAUGGACCGUUUCGAUGACCGGAACUACCUGCUCUUCACUCAAUUGAACUCGAUAUCUCAGGCGCCGUUUGCAGCGCCGGCCUACUCCGGAUUCUGGAAUCUGAAUGGAGAGGAUCUUCUCAUGCACGGUAACUGCUGGGAUGAGCUAAGGUCAGUAGUCGAGCGAGUCGCCAUCGACCCUUGCCAAGCUUUCGAAUGGAGAUAAAUGCCGAAACUAACGUUUCUUGGUCGAUCGAGCUCGUAGGCCCUUCUCUCAGAUAAAGGGGCAUCAUGUAAAUGUCAGAAUCCGCUAAAUAAACACUGCUUGUUUUCCAUAACAGUAAAGCCAUCCGUUACGCAGCCUUGAUGUGGUUUCCGCCAAAUCAUGUUGUAUCGGGAUAAAUAGGCAUACACUAUGUAAAGGGUCUAACUUCCUCACAACAUACAGCCUCGAUUAAUACUAUUAAUGGCUCUUUAGUGUUACUUUCUCAA